AUGGCCUCCAUUUGUUCUCUUUCUCUCCCGAUACCAAACAUAAUCAGAGCUACAUCUCUUCCUGCAACUCCUACUACAACUACCCUUUCCACUCCCGACUCUCUCGAUGAAAAAUUCGGUCACAAAGGCACUAAAUUCUCAGAGUCCAACAGCGUUCCGUUUGUUGAGCUGACUGUAAGAAAUGGAAGCCCAUUGAGACUAAGAAACCCCGAUGCUCAUGUCACUUCUUACAAGCCUAAAGUAUAUUGGAAAGACGAUAGCUUAGAGGAGAUUCUUUACAUGGUCCCUGCCGGUGGAACGGACUCUACCAAGUCCAAAGGAGGAAUUGGUUUGGUUAUCAAUGAUGCAACUGAAAAAAGCUCGAAAGGGUUGCUUUUAUCCGGUUAUGAUUGGACUGCAAAGGAUGCUGAUAAUGAUGCCAUUGAUGCUCUUCAGGUUGAGUUAAAGCAGUGUUGCUGGAACUUUAGAUAUCAGUUAUGUCAUUUCCCUUUAUCCCCUAAGCAUUGCAACGGCAGUCAUUGUAAAGAACAAUGGCCACAAAGAUGCGAGUUUAACCAGUGCCAUACAUUGUACAGCACUGUUUACCAUCCUAAAACGGAUGGCCAAACAAAAAGAGUGAACCAAUUUUUAGAGCAGUAUUUGCGGGGAUUAUGUUUUUUAAAACCUAAAUAG
Molecule: messenger RNA, 672 nt
Organism: Hibiscus syriacus
Lineage: Eukaryota; Viridiplantae; Streptophyta; Magnoliopsida; Malvales; Malvaceae
Product: photosynthetic NDH subunit of subcomplex B 2, chloroplastic-like
Exons: 2
Coding region: 1-672 (223 amino acids)
Source: RefSeq, a predicted model, not a curated record